AUGCUGGACAUUGAAUGUGCGCGCAAUGCGACGGAUGACUUAACCGUGACUUUCAAAACACGUUAUCAAUGCUACCUAAAUGUGGAUUAUUCCAGACAGUGUACGGUUUCCGAAUUCAAUUUUUGCUCUAAAUGUUGUAUAGCAGAAAUUGAAAAGUCUAGUUUAUCAGGUGACUCUCAUACACAUGAAAAUGGUUUCUCUUUUCCCGGUGUUGAAGUUAUACAAGAUUUUGUUAGUGAAAGUGAAGAAGCUAUGCUGAUUAGUGCAAUUGAUGAGCAACCAUGGUUUUUAUCUCAGUCUGGUAGAAGAAAACAGGAUUAUGGACCUAAAGUAAAUUUUAAACGACAAAAAGUUCAUGUUGGUGAAUUUCGCGGUUUACCCGCCUAUUCUAAAUUUAUUAUUACUCGAUAUAAUGAUCAAUUAAAAGAAAAAAUACCUCCUGGUCAAGAAUUUCUUCCAGUGGAAUUAUGCAAUUUAGAAUAUAAAUCAGAUCGUGGUGCUUGUAUUGUACCACAUUUUGAUGAUACAUGGUUAUGGGGUGAACGACUGGUGACGCUUAAUUUAUGCGGUUCAACUUGCCUAACUUUUACACUCCCUUCAAAUGAUAUUAUUGUAAAUGGGAUAAAUGACGAAAUUCAACGUAUUCAGUCAUGUUUAUCAAAAGAGAUAUUAACAGAUAAUGCGAUUUGUAUACGUGUACCAUUGCACAGACGUUCGUUAGUUGUAGUCAGUGGACCAGCACGAUAUUUAUGGCAACAUGAAAUCAGACGGUCAGAUAUACCAACUAGACGAAUUGCUAUGACAUUUCGUGAAUUAAGUGAUAUAUUUACCCCACGAACUGAUGAUAAUUUAACCAGUGAACAAACUAUUGGAAAAGAACUCUUACAAAUUGCUUCCACAUAUAAUGGUCGUAUAUGUAAUAAACAAAAUGUUUAA
Molecule: messenger RNA, 936 nt
Organism: Trichobilharzia szidati
Lineage: Eukaryota; Metazoa; Platyhelminthes; Trematoda; Strigeidida; Schistosomatidae
Source: the annotation of a GenBank genome assembly